Molecule: messenger RNA, 3051 nt
Organism: Rhopalosiphum maidis (corn leaf aphid)
Lineage: Eukaryota; Metazoa; Arthropoda; Insecta; Hemiptera; Aphididae
Exons: 1
Coding region: 1-3051 (1016 amino acids)
Source: RefSeq, a predicted model, not a curated record
AUGUCGAAUAAGGAUGCUACAAUACCAGCUGUACAACAGACGACUAUGCCGGACAUCUCAUUACCUACAGUCAGCUCAAGUCAGGUCUCGAUCUCGCGUUUACCUGAAAUUCCAUUACCAAGUUUUGAAGGCGAUAUUUUUCAAUGGCCCUCAUUCCGCGACAAGUUUUCUAUUAUAGUUGACCAACGCCCUACAUUGUCCAAUAUCGACAAAUUGCAUUAUCUGUUAGGGUGUUUAAAGGAUAGUGCGAUGGACGCGGUUCGUAGUAUACCGCCGUCUGGUCACACGUAUAAAUUGAUCUGGUCGAGUUUGGAAUCUCGUUUCGAUAAACCUCGUUUGGUUGCCGGAUCUGUGGUAGAGUCGUUGUUGAGCACGCCACCAUUUACUACCGAAUCAUUGGCGGAACUCAAUUGGUUUAUGGUUGCUUUUAGUGACAGUGUCUCUGUGCUCGAAUCAUUGGCCAUACCGAAUCUCGGUGAUUUUAUUCUAUUCUCGCUUGCAUCGCGCUGCUUACCCACUUCGUGCAGAACAUUAUUCGAGACACAGGUUACGGCCGAUUAUCCCACGGUUCAUGAGCUUUUUGCCUUUGUCAAAUCGCGUGUGUCUAUUCUUGAACGUGUCCAAGAUCUUCAUGUUUCGAAGCCGGUGCAACCGUCGCGUUCUUUAGGACAACCUCGUUAUGAUAAGAAGGGCCACCGUAGAUCAGAAAAGCCACCGCAAUCAUCGUUUAUCAAUGCGGCACCACCACCAUCAAAGUCUCAGUGUAUAUGUUGCAAUAAUGGAAAACAUGCGUUACCGUCUUGUAAUAGGUUUAAAAGAUGGUCGAAUGACGUUCGUUCAAAAUGGGCCCGUGACCACAAAUUAUGUUUUCGUUGCUUAGAGGACGGUCAUUGGAGCCCUCAGUGUAAAUCAUCAACGGUGUGUUCUCACUGCUCUCGUAAGCAUCACACAUUGGUCCAUACAAAUGAAGUUGCAGGAACCGCGCGUAAGGAAGAGACCGUUCCAGUUGCCGAUCAACCAGGGUCAUUGUCUGUGUCAACAUCGUGCGUUGGACAGCUCGAUUCUCAUUCCGUUUUGUUGGGUACAGCACUCGUUCAAAUUCGUGACCAUGUAGGUACUUUACACACCGUCCGGGUUCUAGUUGACUCAGCUUCCCAAAUAAGUGCUAUUACGUCAUCAUGUUCGUCCCGCCUUGGUUUGCGCGUAUCGCGUUGGACAGCGCCGGUAAUUGGGUUGUCUGGUGCGCCGGUCCCUGAUAUUCUCGGUAUUGUAAAUUGUAAUGUACAACCGCGGUAUGCUGAGGAACCCGUCUUACCUAUAAAGGCAUGGGUAUUCUCAACGAUUACAGCAAAUAUGCCACGUCAGCCGUUGUCAAAGGCAUUUUCCGAAAAGUACCGACACCUAGCUUUAGCUGACCCUUCGUUCACCAUUCCGGGCGCCAUAGACCUGCUAUUAGGUGCAGAUAUAUUUGCCCAGGUACUGAAUGGCAAACGAGUGUCCUUUGGUGAUACCUUUCCAGUCGCGUUCGGUUCGGUGUUCGGCUGGAUUAUCAUUGGACCAGUUCCGAAUUCUACGUCGCAGUCACCAAAUUCGUGCCCUAUAUCAUUGUUGAACGUGUCGGUUGAAUCGUUACUCGAUAAGUUUUGGAGUAUAGAAGAACCUACAGCUGCGCCUGAAAUAUUCACGGAGGAAGGUCAAUGUGAGUCGUUAUUUCGCAUGGGUUGCACUCGUUCUAGUUCAGGCCGCUUUAUAGUUCCUUUACCCUUCCGUCAACCCGUUACUGAUGAAAUUUUCCGCGGUUCCCGUACAGUCGCGAUCAAACGGUUUGAAUAUCUAGAGAGGCGAUUAUCCGCUGACCACCGACUACGUGACCUAUAUGUUAAAUUUAUGUCAGAAUACUGUUCGUUAGGACAUAUGUCGCCUACUUCGAGUCCCGGAUCAUAUUAUAUACCUCAUCAUGCCGUGUAUCAGCCGUCAGAAACAGAUCCGAAAAUUCGCGUGGUAUUUGACGCCUCCGCUCGGGCUUUUAAUGGUGUAUCGUUAAACAAUUGUUUACUACCCGGCCCGAAAUUGCAGCGUGACGUCGUGGACGUGUUGCUAUUAUUCCGUCUGUUGCAGUAUGUCUUCACAACAGACAUCUGCAAAAUGUAUCGGCAAAUAUUGGUUGUUCUAGAACACCGCAAAUUUCAACGUAUCCUUUGGCGUGCGUCACCAUAUGAUCAGCUGCAAGAAUAUCAGCUCAACACAGUCACGUACGGGGUGAAUUGUGCGCCGUACCUCGCCAUUCGUGUGUUACAACAUAUCGCGGAUUCUGACUGCACCGAAUUCCCAUCCGUUCGUAAGGCAUUGCUAUAUCACACAUAUGUUGAUGACAUAUGCGUCGGUGCCGAUUCUGAAAAGGCAGCAGUUGAACUGCAGUCUGCACUGAUCGCCGUCCUCGGCCGAGCUGGACUGGAAUUAAAGAAGUGGUUUAGUAAUACCCAAUCAAUUUUGAAUAAUGUGCCCCCGGAAGACAGAGCCAACGGUGCAUUGCCAUUUGAUGAAGGCGACGGAGUUAAGGUGUUAGGUCUCCGAUGGAGCCCACACGAUGAUGCAUUCACCUAUGGAUUCCAAAGUGAGAAGCUGGUAGCUGCGAAACGCGGCAUGCUAUCGUUAAUAGCCCGAAUAUUUGACCCUUUAGGACUUCUGUCGCCGGUCGUUUUUAUGGCGAAACAUUUUAUGAAAUUGGUAUGGCGGGCUAACGUUGCUUGGGAUGAACCAUUACCACCUUCCGUCAGUGACGUCUGGUACCAAUUUGUAACGGAGUUGCCGGAACUCCGGAAACUGUGUAUUCCACGGUUUGUUCAUACGCGGUCCGGUAUGCGCGUUGUCUUGUGCGGUUUCUGCGAUGCAUCCGAACGUGGAUACGCAGCGGUCGUUUAUAUUCGUUCUGAAAAUUCAUCCGGUUCCUCCUUCGUUUCUUUGCUGGGUUCUAAAAAUAAACUCGCUCCGAUGGCUGCAUCAACCAUCCCGCGGUUGGAGCUGUGCGGCGCAGUCCUUCUAGCAAAGUAG